Phycomyces blakesleeanus NRRL 1555(-) is the source of this 672-nucleotide messenger RNA. RefSeq lists its product as hypothetical. The transcript is spliced from 4 exons. The coding region runs from base 49 to 492 and encodes 147 amino acids. The record is from RefSeq and is a predicted model, not a curated record. Lineage: Eukaryota; Fungi; Mucoromycota; Mucoromycetes; Mucorales; Phycomycetaceae.
CUAGUAGUAUAUUCUCAACCUUUAAUAUAUACCCAUUCCACUACACCAAUGGCUACAUUCCAAGUUGUUCUUCGUCAAGGCAUCACUGGCGGCAUUGUUGGUCCAGUUACCGAACAAGUGGUCGAGAUCAGAGGUGACCACAACACAGCCAGCAUUCUUCAUGCCAACCUCCAGCCUGGAUCCAAGACAGACUAUGUUACUCAGACUGGAAAUGUUUCUACUCAAGAAUUGCAGGAUGCCCUUCUAAUUCUCCGCAACCAGUUGGCAGAGUUGCCUUUGGAAGAGCCUACCGGUAGCCAAGAUAUUUAUGGCCAAGAUGUCUCUAUCGGAUUUUUCUCAAACGAUUUCCAAUGGCAAAACGGUGGCCCCGAGGGAUGCAACCAAGGAGAAUCGUCUGUUCAAGCUACCCCCGAACAAAAGGAAAAAUUCAAGGCUCUUGUUAAGCUUGUGGUUGGAUUGGGUGAACAGCAUGCAUUGACUGCUCAAGCAUAAAAUAUUAGGAAUCUAUCUCCCACGAGAUAUUGUUAUUGUUAUUGUUAUUAUUUUUCUCCUUGUGUUUUAGUCUACUCCAUCAUCUGCCCUAUCUUUUUUUUUUGAAACAAAAUGGCAUUUUGUUUCAUGUGUAAGUGUUCUGUCUAUAAACCAUGUCUUUCUUCCAUGUCAGGCCAGGAU